UCAGUGAAGUGACGACUUCCCAAACAAACAGCAUCAACAUGAACUCUGCUAUCGUGCUAUGUGUGGUCGCACUGGCCGGCAUGGUGCUCGCGCGUCCUGAUGGUGACGGCGACAAGUACACCUCCAGGUGGGACGACGUAGACCUGGACGAGAUCCUCGAGAACGACCAUCUGCUGGUGCCUUACAUCAAGUGCUCGCUCGACGAGGGCAAGUGCGCGCCCGACGCUAAGGAGCUCAAGGGUGAGUCAGUGGAGUUGUUUUGCUCUCAAGUGAAACUAAAUAAUUUUGGUCCCAAGUGUACUGACAAGCAGAAGGAGGGAACCCGCCGCGUCAUCGCUCACCUGAUCAAGAAAAAGCUGCAAGAGUGGGAGAAGCUGAAGGCCAAGUACGACCCCGAGGGCAAGUACGCCAAGAAGUAUGAAAAGGAGCUAGAAGAAGUGAAAAACGCGUAGUUCAAAUAUUACAACAGAUUCAAUGUUCAA
Molecule: messenger RNA, 482 nt
Organism: Helicoverpa zea (corn earworm)
Lineage: Eukaryota; Metazoa; Arthropoda; Insecta; Lepidoptera; Noctuidae
Product: allergen Tha p 1-like
Exons: 3
Coding region: 39-452 (137 amino acids)
Source: RefSeq, a predicted model, not a curated record